Messenger RNA from Colletotrichum abscissum, 1455 nucleotides. RefSeq lists its product as uncharacterized. Gene Ontology annotation, cellular component: cytosol. The transcript is spliced from 2 exons. Gene Ontology annotation, biological process: intracellular monoatomic cation homeostasis; intracellular signal transduction; protein phosphorylation. Gene Ontology annotation, molecular function: protein serine/threonine kinase activity; ATP binding. The coding region runs from base 1 to 1455 and encodes 484 amino acids. NCBI's taxonomy places the organism in Eukaryota, Fungi, Ascomycota, Sordariomycetes, Glomerellales, Glomerellaceae. The record is from RefSeq and is a predicted model, not a curated record.
AUGGCGAGCCCAACAACCGCCUCGGCGGCCAGUUCCAAACCUUCCUCAGUCAAGUCUGACGGCAAAAAAUCGCCGCGUUUGACCCCGCAAAAUGGCCAGUCCCUCACCAACGGCAAUUCCUCCCACGAGGCCCUGCCGAAACCUGCCGAGAAACCCUCCAUGAAGGACAAGCUCACGCGCAUGUUCUCGACCAAAGACGUCAGCCGAAACGCUAUCGAGGUCCCCCAUCGACCCCGCGGCUCCAGCUUUAAUGGCAGCGACAAGCCCCAACCUCCCAGCAGGAAACCCUCUACCACCACCGCAGAGAAAGUCCCCGAGAAACCAGCCAGCAAACCCGCAAAACCUCCCGUAAAAGACCUUCAUCGAUUCAUGGCGAGCCCGGACUUGCAAGGUGGCCACGAGCACCACCUCAAGUCAAGUCGCAGGCAGGAGAAGCUCUCCGACAUGUGGCGUACCCUCAUCGGCAAGAAGCAAGAGCACGCCGAAAACGACCUGUCGCUCGUCUCUAACUGGGUCGACACGCUCAAGGCCGAGAAGGAGGAUAUGGCUGGCGACAGGAAGAACGGCCCAAACGCAACCACCACUCUUGUAGAAAAGUACGGAAAAUGUCAGGAGGUUGUAGGCCGUGGUGCCUUUGGAAUCGUCAGGAUAUCCCACAAGAAGGUCGAGAAUGGAGUAGAAAGACUUUUCGCCGUCAAGGAAUUCCGCCGUCGCCCAGAGGAGACGGAGAAGAAGUACAGCAAGCGACUGACUGCCGAAUUUUGCAUUUCCUCGUCGUUGCGUCACCCCAACGUUAUCCACACUCUGGAUUUGCUCAAGGACGCCAAGGGAGAUUACUGCGAAGUCAUGGAGUUCUGCGCCGGUGGUGACUUAUACACUCUCGUCCUCGCAGCCGGCAAGUUGGAGGUUCAGGAGGCGGAUUGCUACUUCAAGCAGAUGAUGCGUGGUGUGGAGUACCUCCACGAGAUGGGUGUUGCCCACCGUGAUCUGAAGCCUGAGAACCUGCUGCUCACUACUCGUGGUGGCUUGAAGAUCACAGACUUUGGCAACGGCGAGUGCUUCAGAAUGGCCUGGGAGACGGAUCCUCACAUGGUGUCCGGCCUCUGUGGCUCUGCUCCCUACAUUGCGCCCGAGGAGUACACAGACAAGGAAUUCGACGCCCGCGCUGUCGAUGUCUGGGCCUGUGGUGUCAUUUACAUGGCCAUGCGUACCGGUCGCCACCUUUGGCGCGUUGCCCGCAAAGACGAGGACGAAUUCUACGCUAGAUACCUGGAAGGUCGCCGCGACGAGGAGGGCUACGGACCGAUUGAGUCCUUGCACAGAGCGCGCUGUAGGAACGUGAUAUAUUCCAUUUUGGAUCCUAAUCCCACCCGUCGCAUUACUGCGUCCCAGGUCCUCAAGUCAGAGUGGGGACGCGAGAUCAAGCUCUGCAAGGCUGGUGAAGAGGGCCUUUGA